Messenger RNA from Recurvomyces mirabilis, 2349 nucleotides. RefSeq lists its product as uncharacterized. The transcript is spliced from 4 exons. The coding region runs from base 1 to 2349 and encodes 782 amino acids. The record is from RefSeq and is a predicted model, not a curated record. Lineage: Eukaryota; Fungi; Ascomycota; Dothideomycetes; Mycosphaerellales; Teratosphaeriaceae.
AUGGACAAGAUUAUGCAGUACAUGCAAGCACAUGCCUCAGGCUUGCAAUGUAUGGCCACGCAAAUGGGCAAUGUUGAAGCGCGCCUGCAGCACAUGGAAGAGCUCAGUAAAAGGUUCAGCGCCAAACUCGAAUCAGAAGCCCUAGUAGAGGACCACGAUGCCGUGAGGCUACGAUCGGAGCUUGAUGACCACCGGACAGCACCCCACAAGCUCAUACGGUAUUGGCCCAGCAUACGACCAAUUCUGCAAGCGGCGGGUGUCAAUUACUCUGACAAUUACGUCCGAGAUCUUGAGGACCGUAGUAUGCUGUCACUGUAUACCCCGGGGGGGGUGGACGACUAUGCUACACGAUCGAGUAGUCGAUCACGCACGCCAACGAGCGAUGCCGACGUGUGUGAAUCACCUGUAACUUAUAGCGAGCCUCAAACGGUGCUGUCUCCGGUAUGGGGCGAUUUGAGACCUGACGACUCACUCCAGCUUGACGUGGAGACCAUCAACAUGUUAUACGAGAGCUAUGUCAAGCACAUACAUAUCAUGCACCCAUUCAUCGACGUACGCAAGCUUCGCCGCAUGGUCGAAUGUUUCGUCGGGGUGCAUGGUACGAGUACACAAGAUGCUGGCGCUGCCUCCCCGGAAAUGCAAGCAAGCCACGAUUCAACAAAUCCUCUCAAGCGGAAACGGAACGACCGGCCGGCCGAAUCCCGCAUGCCAACGCCGCCGCACGCAAGCUUUAGGAAUAAGGCGAAGGGGAGACAGGCGCAGCACGCUGUCGUAUAUCUUGUAUUGGCUCUUGGAAAGGCGUGUUUGCAUAAACAUGCCAUAUCAGGAGUCUGGCAUGACACAGCUAUGGACAACGGCAUGAAUUUCAGCAGCACCGCUCCGACGCGAAAGCACUCCACCGCUUCCGUGAUGACAGAGCAGAUAUCGCCUACUAUAAGCUUCUCUUCUGUGAAACAGGGGUUACAAGGCCAUCUCAGCACGCCAUUGACGGAGCUUCCGAUACGUCAUCCGUCUGUCACUAGCACGAUGUCUGUCGCUUCAGCCAACGUCCAUCGCCUGCCUGGUUUAGCGUACUACGCCAAGGCAGCGGUGAUCUUAGGCGAGCAAGGUGACGGCAAUGACCUCAUACAUGCACAGAUGUUCUUGCUUGCUGGUUUGUACAAGGGCCAGCUGGCCCGGGUGGUCGAAAGCAUGAGCUGGAUCACGAGAGCCAGCCGUGUGGCCAUGACACUGCUCGAACGCUACCAGCUCUAUACGGAUUACUGGACAGCGCAUGGUGACAUCCGUAAGAAGCUCGCCAGAGGCCAGGCGCGCAUCACCAGCAAGAAUGCUAAUUUGGUUGUUCUUGUAUCCUGGUCAUGCUUACAAUUAGAAAGCGACAUCCUUGCCGACAUUCGACUACCAUCUAGUGGCAUUCAGAGCAUCGAGAACUCACUAUUGAUGCCACAUAACAGCCAAGAAGACGGAGAUGGUGUCCAUGAACAAUUUCCACGUCACGAGAACCAGGACGAGUAUGAUAAUAUUCUGAUAUAUUAUACCGCACAGCUUUUUCUUCGUCGGAAGCUGAAUCAGAUACACCGAGAGAUGUACGGAUCUGAUUGCCUCAGUCAACCGCUGGAGCAAGUGCGCGAAACACUGGGUGGCUACGAGCUAUUGCUACAUUCCUGGCGAGGCUCGUUACCGGGUGGCUAUAAGUGGGACGAUAAGGAGAAGCCGGCGGAAAGUUUACUCGCCGCCAGGCUCCGUGCAAAGUACUAUGGUAUGUCACACCUUCAUGCGUCAUAUCCUUUGCUCUUACUCCUCACUUCUGACUACUCGAGUCCAACAUCAUUCACGCUUGAGCCUGUCGUGCAUUUAUGCGCACGCUACUUGGUCAACCGACCGUUUCUCGAUUAUGCCCUGCACAUCAUGCCAGCCAUCAAAGACGGUAGAACUGUGAGGGAAGCAGCACGCGAUGUAAUCGGCGAACCGCGCCAUGAGGCCGACAUCCACAUCUUCGAAGCAAUUCAAGGCAUGUCAGAACCUGGAAUCUUGAGAGCCUGUAGACGCUGCAUCGAGGCUGCUAUUCAGAGUACUAUCGCCUUCGAUGGUGUCCCUGAGCACGACCUCAUCGUAACUAAUAUCCACGGCACAGCUCACGCACAAUUUGGGAACAUGCUUGUUCUCUCAGCAGCAUAUUACAGCAAGAAUUUAAAUCCGAUGGUACCUCCGGAUCAUUUCAAGACCCUGCUUGAGCGGACGGUCGCCUUUCUCCGCCGAGUGGCAUCUAUAUCACCUACAUGCAAAGUGGACAGCGAAAUAUUGGAGGAGCUGCAUUGGAGGUCUUUUGGAGUUGCGCAUCGUACAUGA